GUCACUCCAUAACCUCGACUGACUUCAGUCUUGGAGCAAUCCUCCCUCGGGCUCCGAACACUGGGUUCCACGCAUCAUCCGAGCCACCAGCUUGGGUCCCAUCUCUUCUAUCUGGGCAAGGAGCCUGACAAAAAGGAGCAUCACACAAUGCUUAAACAGAAAAUUAGCCCUAUUGGAGAAGGAGAAGCCAUGGGCCCAUCACCAAAGAAAAGGAACACUGUGGACAUGGCGCCAAAUCAACCCCUUGAAGCUUCCGCUAGUGCGAAGGGAGAAGGAGCUCCUGUCAACCAGGAAGCCCAAGAGGGGGUGAUGGAGGGUCAUUCCAAGUCCCCUGAAGUCUACCCGCAAGAAUGUGAUGAAGCGCAGCGUAAGCCUGCGGCGGGAGAUGCCACUCUCCCUGGUCCGCAAGAUUCUCUGCCUGAUGACACGCUUCAUCACGAAGAUGAUGAUAACGUCGCAGGUGCAGGGGCAAGUGCCGACCAAGACAAUUCUGAAAGCGCUGAAGAUGACACAGAAAUAACUUCUGUGGAAAUUUCCCACUUCAUUGUGAACCCAGUGGAUCCAGAAGUAAUUAAUUAUGGAAUAAAACAUGCCCUGAUGUCGGAAAUCCGACGCUAUGGACGACAAUAUGGAAGGAUUUUCAAGCUGCUGGAUGAAGUGCGGGGACCCCUGGAGAUCCGUUUGCAUUUUGUUAAGUUCGCCAUCAAGGAAGCAGCAAGGUUUAAAAGACACCACCUAAUAUAUUAUCUCGAGAAGUUACUGGAAAAAAUGAUGUCAGACAGCACCAUCAGGAACAUCGAUCUAAACUCAAGCACCUGAUCCUGUUUUUACAAUGAUCAGCAAUAUGCGGCACUAUUUGCCCUGAAUGUAGCAAGGGGAUGCUGAAGCCUCCUUGCAUGUGCUAUCUAAGAGAAUUAAAGAAAGUUGUU
Molecule: messenger RNA, 929 nt
Organism: Myodes glareolus (Bank vole)
Lineage: Eukaryota; Metazoa; Chordata; Mammalia; Rodentia; Cricetidae
Biological process (GO): snRNA 3'-end processing
Cellular component (GO): integrator complex
Source: RefSeq, a predicted model, not a curated record